CAUUAAAAAUACUAAAUUCACUAGUUUAAAAUUGUUACAGUAGCAAUAUACAAGUAUUACUGUGAACAGAUGUUAAACAAUAUGCUUACAUAUUUAGCCAUUGUGUUUUCGUUAUUGAUGUUUGUAGAAGCUGAACAAAGAUGGCAUACAUCGCAAAUAGCAUUAACGAAACUAUAUGAUCUGCAAAACGAUCAUUUUAAUGUCUUCAAUAAAUACUUGGAUUUGGAGAUAAAACGUUUGGAAGAAUUAAAAGAUCAUGUAGCUGCGGUAUAUGAAUGGCGUGAUCAUAAAAAAACCAACAGGAACUUUUUACACAAUCAUUUGGAUGUUACUAAAUUGAUGAAACAAAUGCAUCAACAUGUUUUAAAAACUAAAGAUUUAAUAAAAAAUAAACUAUCUAUAGAAGCGUUAAGAGAAAUCGACGAGAACAAAGAUCUUAGUGGUAAUCAUAUAUUGUUGGCGCAUCAAGCAAUGAGGAGACUACAAAUAUUUUAUGCGAUUCCUACAUCAGACAUGUCUGAAGGUAGAUUUAAUAAUAAAAUUAUCGGUGAUAAAAUGGAUGCAUGUGAAUGUUACGUCAUGGCGAAGUAUUGUUCAGAGGAAAACGAUAUGUAUGGCGUCAUAGAUUGGGCUGUUGAAGCAUAUUAUAAAUGGAAGAGUGAUGGUCAACCAGAAUGUGUUGAUCCCGAAAUUUUAAAUUUCUACAUAAUGUCAUCAUCAGUAUUUACAGGAUUUAACUUUAUGAAUUUACUACCAUUAAAUGGAUCAAGCAAUCUUCAAGAAGAUACUGACAAAUUUUUAUGGUAUCACCAUCUUAUAAAAAAUGAAUUAUUUGAAAUGAAUAAUAAGGCGAGAACGUUGGGCGUAUUUGAACGUUUUAAAACAAGACAAUUUGAAAAAGAAUUUAAACAUUUGUGUAAAUAUGGGGUAUCACGGACAAUAACAAAACACUUUAAAUGUAGAUACCAAACAAAAAAUUCAUUUUACCGAAUAUUGAUGCCCUUUAAAGAAGAAGAUAUUAACAAUGACCCAUUUAUUAAAAUAUAUCAUGAUGUAUUAUAUGAAAACGAAAUUUCGAAAAUUAAAUAUAUGGUUUCGGAAGACAUGACGGAUGCAAAACUUCAUAAAAAUAAUGGUAUCUCAGAAGAAAAAAGUCGUUUAGGUCAAGCCGCCUGGAUAAAUAACAAUGAUGCUGUUGAAUAUUUUGAUUCAUUAAAUAAUCGUAUAGAAACUUUUACCGGAUUUUCUACACAGACAGCUGAACUAUAUCAAAUAGUUAAUUAUGGUAUAGGUGGUCAUUAUUUACCACAUUAUGAUCCAUUUCAUAAAGGAACUGCAAAUGAAAAUUUUGGUAACAGAUUAGUAACCGUAUUAUUUUAUUUGACUGAUGUUCAAAAUGAAGGAUAUACAUCAUUUCCUAAGCUAAAUAUUGUUGCUCCAGUUGAAAAAGGAUCUGCGUUGGUUUGGUAUAAUUUAAAUAUGUCUGAUGGAAAAUUAAACUGGGCAACACUUCAUGGGUCAUGUCCUUUAUUGAAAGGAAAUAAAUGGAUUAUGACUAGAUGGCUGUACGAAGAAGGACAGCAUUUGCCUUAUGAUUGGAAAAAUAGAGGAAGCGUGUACGCCGUGUAAGAUAAUAUACGAUGAAAUAACAAAUAUUUGCAUGUGGAUUUAUCAAUAAAUGUUUCUUAAAUAAUCUAUUUUUACUCUAUUUUUUAUAGUUUUCUAUUAUUAUCUCUACUCACUUUUUAAUUAAGUUUUAUUAUAAUUUCAACCGGCUAAGUAAAGUAAAUUGUGUUCAAAUGGUAUGAGUUAUGGUACAUCUAACAUAGAUACCUACUCGUAAAUAUACAUAUACCAGAUAUUAUGUUAUGCUUGUUACACAUAUAUUUAUAGUAUUCAUGUAUUUUGUAUUUCUUACUUUACUUGUAUUUAGUAUAUUAACGUUUUGUGGUUAUUAUUUUAAUUGUAACGGUGUUUUUAGAUUUUGGCUUUACCGAUUUUUACAUACCUCCAUUUUUAAACUUGUUAAUUUAUUGCGAGAGUUAAAAAAAUGUAUAAGAGUAGGAUUGGCUUGAUUAUAGCGAGUGUUUUUUAAAACUAUUUGAAUAGAUUGAUAUACAAUAGUUUAUGAUCUUUAUUGGCUUUAUUUAAAUGUUUUGAUGUUUCAUUUAAAUUUUAAAUGCUGUAUAUAAUCGGUAUCGUCAAAAACAAUAAUGUUACUUUUGUGCAUAUUUUAGUAGGUAUGCAUAUAAU
Rhopalosiphum padi (bird cherry-oat aphid) is the source of this 2253-nucleotide messenger RNA. Its product is annotated as prolyl 4-hydroxylase subunit alpha-2-like. Gene Ontology annotation, cellular component: endoplasmic reticulum. Gene Ontology annotation, molecular function: L-ascorbic acid binding; procollagen-proline 4-dioxygenase activity; protein binding. Gene Ontology annotation, biological process: peptidyl-proline hydroxylation to 4-hydroxy-L-proline. The transcript has 10 exons. The record is from RefSeq and is a predicted model, not a curated record. The coding region runs from base 70 to 1629 and encodes 519 amino acids. NCBI's taxonomy places the organism in Eukaryota, Metazoa, Arthropoda, Insecta, Hemiptera, Aphididae.